Messenger RNA from Lindgomyces ingoldianus, 1170 nucleotides. Its product is annotated as alpha/beta-hydrolase. The record is from RefSeq and is a predicted model, not a curated record. The transcript has 2 exons. Bases 1 to 1170 code for a protein of 389 amino acids. Lineage: Eukaryota; Fungi; Ascomycota; Dothideomycetes; Pleosporales; Lindgomycetaceae.
AUGCCUCUUUACAGCAUAUCUUCGUACGGUGCUCUAAGUACCUCAGGCAUAUCAAGCCCUUCAUUCCACUAUUCCGCCGGUGGCAAAGCAGUGUGCGUAUCAGGAAUAGUUGAUGUUCCAGUGGUUGCAUCAGCUGUCAACGUUCUAUACAAAGGACCGGACAACAACUAUGAGCUCACUGAGUUCAUCACGGACUUUCUUCGCGUUGGAAGCAAUACUCUUGUUCGCUAUACUGGGAGCCAAACAUCUAUCUCUGAUACAUUCAGCGUAUACUCAAAGCUUUGCGUUCCAGCAGACAAAGACAAGGUCAGAAGCCUCACCAGCAUCCAGUUUCUAACACACGGAGGAACCACCGACAAUUCCUACUGGGACUUUGCGGAUGGUUACAGCUAUGUGGAUACGGCAGCACUUCAAGGCUACGCGACUUUCUCCUACGAUCGACUUGGGACCGGAAAGUCUGAGCAUCCUGACCCUUAUCAGGUUGUCCAAGCACCCUUGCAGGUUGAGCUUGCACAUGCCCUCAUCCGGAAGCUGAAAGGGGGACAUCUAGGCAACCUAGUGUUCAACAAGAUCAUUGGUGUGGGGCACUCUCUCGGCUCGGCUCUCACUCAGGGCAUAUCAAGCAGCCACCCUGAAGACUUCAAUGCCGUGGUUCUCACUGGACAUUCGGGCUUCACGGGAGGGGCAGGUACUGGUUUCGCUGCAGCAGCUCAGCAGAUUGCCAACACUUUCGUAGAUCGACCGGAGUUCAAGCAUCUCCCAAACGGCUACUUCACAUUGGGUCCCGGUCAUCAGACACUUCAGUUUGCCUUCUUCUACUAUCCUCAUUUUGACCCGAAAAUAUUCCUUCAAGGAUACAACACUCGCCAAACUAAUGCCAUCGGAGAAACACUUACACUGGGGAACAUCUACAUGCCGGCAACAGCGUUCAAGAAGCCUGUACUCAUCUUAAAUGGCCAGCAAGACUACUUCUACUGCCAAGGAAACUGCCUUGCGACCGGAGAUGUGACAGCACAGGCUAUGGCCAUUUUUUUCCCCAACGCACCCUCGAACCAGUCACAAGCAAUCACGCUUCCUAAUUUUGGGCACAACUUGAACUUGCAUCUGGGGCGUCAGAAGGUCUUCGAGAAAAUGUUAGAUUUCAUUUCAGGGCUAGGAAUUAAACCGUGA